AUGACAUCUAUACCACUUCUCCUUGUGUUGUUAAUCUUCCCWGCUCACCUGAUAAUACAUGGAAGGGUCGAGUGUGUUAACUCCAAACCAAUCGCAAGAAUUAUUAAGCGUUAUCUCAAUCGACCAAGUCUUCCAGUCAAGGAAAACCAAGCRCCAUGGCAUGUGUUUAUACCAACUGUACGCUGUAGUGGUGCGUUGGUUCAUGGACGUUGGGUUGUUACAGCCGCCUCGUGUUUUUCGCAGGACUCAGAACAAGAUUCACUGCCUAAAUUCCGAGUAAUGAGAGUUCGAAGCGAUGAUGGAUUCRCCAACCUUGAGACACCCCUYUUAGUACGAAUCGGUAACCACCAUGYAGAUGUUCAAAGUGCCGGAGAAGAUAUGAUUCCUGUUCUUGAGGUCAUCAUCUACCCUAAAUUCAAUGACAAGACCUUAGAUGGUGAUUUGGCCAUCUUGUUUUUAGUAAGAGAGCCGAUCUUGUCGAAAGUAAGCAAGAUAAACAUGUUGUCACGCGGACUUGUUUUACCCGACUUGAAUGACACCAAUUAUGACCGGUAYUAUGGGACGCUGACAGUGACGGGAUGGGGGCACAAAUCAGGUACCAGGAACCCCUUCCCGGUUCUACAUUCUGAUCUUGUAUCACUAACAUUCACAAAUAUCUGUAACGACACGACRAACUACAACGGAGUGGUGACCUCGAACAUGAUAUGCUCAGAGGGCCUAGCCUGYAGUGUUGAUGGUGGAAGCCCAUUAGUUGCUCAAGACAAAAAUAUUUCCAAGCUUCUUGGGGUAUUUUCUUGGGGACGAAGCUGUGCACUUGACAAGAAGCAAGCUGUGUAUACWAGAUUAGGCUCCGAUAUUCUACAAUGGCUAAUUAAUCGUAUUAAGAUCACAGCUGGUCAGCCAUCGAGUGUCGCAAAUAACCGCAGUUAA
Molecule: messenger RNA, 930 nt
Organism: Actinia tenebrosa (Australian red waratah sea anemone)
Lineage: Eukaryota; Metazoa; Cnidaria; Anthozoa; Actiniaria; Actiniidae
Biological process (GO): heterophilic cell-cell adhesion; establishment or maintenance of epithelial cell apical/basal polarity; proteolysis
Cellular component (GO): plasma membrane; protein-containing complex
Molecular function (GO): calcium ion binding; serine-type endopeptidase activity
Source: RefSeq, a predicted model, not a curated record